Molecule: messenger RNA, 2212 nt
Organism: Diaporthe batatas
Lineage: Eukaryota; Fungi; Ascomycota; Sordariomycetes; Diaporthales; Diaporthaceae
Exons: 2
Coding region: 278-2056 (592 amino acids)
Biological process (GO): proteolysis
Molecular function (GO): serine-type endopeptidase activity; tripeptidyl-peptidase activity
Source: RefSeq, a predicted model, not a curated record
GUCAAUGUAACUGAGGGCCACCUCCAUUUCCCAUCACCAGCCGGCCAGCCCCUUCUCAAGGGUGCUCUCCCGAGGCCGUCGACAGUCCAAUGGAUCGACAGCGAACCCGCUCUGACUCUGCUUGGCUGGAGGUGUGAUAUAAUGUAAAUGAUAAAGGGAGCGUGGUGCUCCCCUCCCCCUCCAAUGCCUUCUCUCCUCUCCCUGCCCACCCCUCGCUCUCUCCUCCCCCCUCCCAUCACCGCCACCACUUUCCUCUAGGCAACCCGGCUCGGUCACGAUGCUCUGCCUGGCCGUCCUGACAGCUGCGGCCGCAGUGUCGGCUCGCGUGCUCGACAGCGUCCCCGACGUCCCCAUCGGAUGGACCAAGGUCUCGGCCGCCCUGCCCACCGACAAGCUCGCCCUCAAGAUCGGCCUCAAGCAGCAGCAUGCCGCCGCCCUCGAGCAGGCCGUGCUGGCCGUCUCCUCGCCGGGCCACCCAAGCUACGGCAAGCACCUGACCCGCGAGGAGCUGCGUUCCUACGUGGCCCCCACGGAGCAGUCCGUCGCCGACGUCACCGCCUGGCUCGCCAAGCACGGCGUCGUCCCUGCCGUGGACAACGACUGGAUCACCAUCUCCACGGACGUCAAGACGGCCGACGCCAUGCUCGACGCCGAGUUCGGCUGGUACGAGUACGAGAAGGGCGGCGGCCUCAAGCUGCGCACGCUCAGCUACGGCGUGCCGGACGAGAUCGCGCAGCACGUCGACCUGAUCCAGCCCACGACCAGGUUCGGCCAGCUGGGCGACAAGAGGUCGACCAUCUUCGACCUUGUCAUCCUCGACGACGACGACGAGGAUGACGACGUGGCCGCCCUCAAGGAGUCCGUGGCGGCGACCCCUGCCGCGGCGGCCGCUGCUUGUGGCACCAGCGUCACGCCAGCUUGUCUCAGGUCGCAGUACAACAUCGGUUACACGCCCGAGGCGCAGGGCAACCUGAUCGCCUUCGCGUCGUACCUCGAGGAGUACGCCCGGUACGCCGACCUCGAGACGUUCACGGCCCAGCAGCUCCCCGAGGCUGCCGGCCAGAACUUCUCAGUCACCACCAUCAACGGCGGUCUCAACGACCAGAACAGCGCCGACGACUCUGGCGAGGCAAACCUGGACCUGCAGUACGUCCUGGCGACGAGCCACCCGAUCCCAAUCCUGGAGUACAGCACCGGCGGCCGUGGGCCCCUGAUCCCCACGCUCAACAACAAGUUCCCGUCCACCAACGAGCCCUACCUGGAGUUCCUGACCUACGUCCUGGCCCAGGACGACGCGGACCUCCCGCAGACGCUGACGACGUCGUACGGCGAGGAGGAGCAGUCGGUGCCGCGGGACUACGCCCUCAAGGUGUGCAACAUGUUCAUGCAGCUGGGCGCCCGCGGCGUGUCGGUGCUCUUCAGCAGCGGCGACUCGGGCCCGGGCGGCGCGUGCAAGUCCAACGCCGACAACAAGACCACGACCUUCCAGCCGACCUUCCCCGCGGGCUGCCCCUACGUGACGGCCGUGGGCGCCACGACGGGCUCGGCGCCCGAGCGCGGCGUGUCCUUCUCGUCGGGCGGCUUCAGCAUCUACCACGCCCAGCCGGCCUGGCAGGCGGCCGCCGUCCCGGCCUACCUGGGCUCCAUCGGCCGCACCUACGCGGGGCUGUACAACGCGUCGGGCCGCGGGAUCCCCGACGUCGCGGCGCUGGGCCAGUCGUUUGUCGUGUACGACAAGGGCCGCAAGGCGUCGCUGUCGGGCACGUCGGCGUCGUCGCCCGCGUUCGCCGGGGUCGUGGCCCUGCUCAACGCCGCCCGCAGGUCGCAGGGCAGCGCCCCCUUGGGGUUCCUCAACCCCUGGCUGUACGAGAACUCGGCCGCGCUCCUGGAUAUUACUUCCGGCUUCUCGAGCGGCUGCCAGAACGCCGGCGGCGGCCUGCCCGCGUCCGGGGCGCGGUGGAACUGCACCGCCGGCUGGGACCCCGUCACGGGGCUCGGGACGCCCCUCUUUGACAAGCUGCUGGCUGCUGCUGCCCCUGGUGUUGCGAAUGCGUGAGGGGGAGUCUUCCAGAUAUCUCUGUGGUGAUGGGGGAAACUGGCCUAGAUAAUGCAUGCAGCGUUACUUUUAUUUCAUAAUUCGGACCUACAUUUCGAUGACCAAUCUUUCAUUCCCAGGCUGAAGUAUGUAUAUAUGCUUGAAUGACACGUGCCC